GAUAGCACAUUUCUGGCAACACCACCUUUUCAUGAAACAGCUGCUACUCGUCGACCUGAUUCCGGUCCUUCACUCUGUUAUUCCACAAUGACUCUGGCUGGCACUCACUUCGGACAACUCUCUUCUACUCUUUCGCUUGAAACCGCUUCAGAUGCCACUCUUACGGGUGAGGGCAUAAUGUCGGUGACAUAUACUGCAUUGGGGACGGCCGGUCUACAGACUACUCCACCACAGCCGCGUCGCCGAUUACCUUCCUUACCUGUUUUGAGAAGAGACUGGUCAUCGGCUAUGAUUCAAAGACAUGAGACAAUCCAUUUUGCCACUGGACAGUUGACUGGCAAUCCUUUAGCUGCAUCAGAACCGUCGAAUAUAGACCUGUUAACACUGAUUAAACGCGAUUUCUACUGGGACGAUCCUACAUCCAGGGUUCUUAAGAACAUCAGUAUCAAUAUUAAAAAGGUAGGGAAGCUGUCCAUAAAUUUUCCUCAGCAGAGUCAUAAAUUAUCGAAUGAAUAG
This is a messenger RNA of Protopolystoma xenopodis, 516 nucleotides long. Lineage: Eukaryota; Metazoa; Platyhelminthes; Monogenea; Polystomatidea; Polystomatidae. The record is from the annotation of a GenBank genome assembly.